AUUGUUUGAUGUAUGCAGAAUGAGGUGAGAGAUGAAGUCAGUGAUGUUUCACAGUUUUUGGUGAUCUCACAAAGUCAGACUUCCAGUCAGGGCAGAAUCUCUCUUGCCCACCAAGAUGCUCAAUCCAAGUUCUUCAGAAGAGGAGAGCGAUGGGGAGGUAUCAGAUAACCAGCGUCAUGAGGUGACACCCCCAUCACUCACUCAUCUUGUACCCAGUCCAUCUCUUCAGGGAAGGUCAAUUUCCCCAAAUAGUGCCACAUCUAUUGAUACAUUGAGCAUUGGAGGUGGUGCAAUAUCUCGGACUAAUUCCCUACCUAGGCCCAUUAGCCCAAGCCCUUCUCUUGCCAGUGAGAAAACAACUGAGCCUGAUUUGCAGGAAAAGCAGGAACGGGAGGAAGAGGAACGAAAAAAGAGGAUCCAACUAUAUGUAUUUGUUUCAAGAUGCAUCGCGUAUCCUUUCAAUGCCAAACAGCCAACUGACAUGACAAAGCGGCAUCAGAAAGUGAUGAAGCAGCAACUGGAAAGUAUACAGAACAGAUUCCAGUGUUUUCUCCGUGGAGAGCUUCAAGUCCCAGGGAUUCCGAGUGAUGAAGCAUUCCAAAAUGCAAUUCAGAGUUACUAUGAAGUCUUUCUCAAGUCUGAAAGGGUGAAUAAAAUGGUGCUAGCUGGGAGCUUCUCCCUCUAUGAUUUCCGUGAAGUGUUCAGGAACAACGUGGAGAAGCGCAUCAGGUCAUUGCCUGAUAUUGAUGGUCUCAACAAGGAUACCGUCCUAAACUCAUGGAUGGCCAAGUUUGAUGCCAUCAUAAAGGUGGAGGAAGACCAGCGGAAAACAGGUCGUGUUCAGCAGAACCUGAACAGUGAAUUGAUAUUGUCAAAAGAGCAGCUCUAUGACAUGUUCCAACAGGUGCUAGGCAUAAAGAAAUUUGAACAUCAACUUCUUUUCAACGCCUUGCAGCUGGACUCUGCUGACGAGCAAGCAGCUGCUAUUAGAAGAGAACUUGAUGGUAGACUGCAGCGUGUGGCUGAAAUGGAGCGAAAUCGGAAACUCAUGCCUCGGUUUGUCCUGAAAGAGAUGGAGUCCUUAUACAUAGAGGAGUGCAAAUCUUCCAUCAACCUCCUCAUGGCUAAUUUAGAGUCAUUGCCUGUUUCCAAGGGUUCCACAGACUCUAAAUACGGUCUGCAGAAAUUUAAAAGGUAUUGGCAUAGGUCACAAGGAUCACUUGGAAAGAUGGAGGGAGAAGGAGACACUGACACACAUCUCUCCAAGCUUGAUGUUGUCUUGUCUUUCACUUUGGAGGUGAUAGUCAUGGAGGUGAAGGGGCUCAAAUCCUUGCCUUCAAAUAGAAUAGUGUACUGCACAAUGGAGGUGGAAGGAGGAGAAAAGCUCCAAACUGACCAGGCAGAAGCAGGCAGGCCUAUGUGGGAUACACAAGGAGAUUUCACUACAAACCACAUAUUGCCUUCUGUCAAGAUCAAGUUAUAUGCUGAGAGCCAGGGAAUGCUAGCCCUUGAGGACAAGGAAUUAGGCAAAAUAGUCUACCGUCCAACACCAUUCUCCAGCAAGGUUGCUCCUGAGUGGCACAAGCUGACAGUUCCACCCAAAGCAGCUGACCAAGAUUUGCGCAUCAAGUUUGUUUGCCGUAUGGAUAGACCUCAGAAUCUCAAACACUGCGGGUGGUUGUAUGCUGUGGGAAAGACACAGUGGAAGAAGUGGAAAAGAAGAUACUUUGCCUUAGUCCAAGUGUCUCAGUACACAUUUGCCAUGUGUAGCUAUCGAGAAAAGAAGUCUGAGCCUACUGAAAUGAUGCAGCUUGAUGGCUAUACAAUUGACUACAUCGAACCUUCUAGUGAUUUGGAGGGAGGACGAUUCUUUUUCAAUGCUGUGAAGGAAGGAGAUAGCAUUCUAUAUGCAACAGAAGAUGAAAAUGAAAGCCACUUAUGGGUGAUGGCCAUGUAUCGAGCCACAGGGCAGUCUCACAAGCCCACACCACCCAUCACACCUGCAUCAGGGAAGAACUCCACCAUCUCUAAGCUGCAAGGAGAUGCGGAUCGGGCUAGAAAGCAUGGAAUGGAAGAGUUCAUUGCUGCUGAUCCGUGCAAGUUCAAUCAUCACUGCAUAUUUCAGACCCUCCAGACUCUGACCCUCAAUUUUAGGCUCAAUGACCCAUACUGCUCUCUGGGGUGGUUCAGUCCAGGGCAGAUCUUUGUCUUGGAUGAACAUUGUGCCAGGUAUGGGGUUCGAGGUUGCUUUCGCCAUCUCUGCUAUCUCCAGGAUCUCUUGGAUCGGGCUGAAAAAGGGAUUCUUAUUGAUCCAACUCUCAUUCACUAUUCAUUUGCAUUCUGUGCCAGUCAUGUUCAUGGAAACAGGCCAGAUGGGGUUGGGACUGUGCUACAUGAUGAAAAGGAUCGAUUCCAAGAUGUGAAGGAGAGGCUCAGGGUUCUUCUUGAGAAUCAGAUCACCAACUUUAGAUACUGCUUCCCUUUUGGGAGGCCAGAAGGGGCUUUGAAAGCCACUCUCUCACUCCUGGAACGAGUGCUCAUGAAGGACAUUGUGACACCUGUGCCUCCAGAGGAAGUGCGAAGUGUCAUCAAGAAAUGUUUAGAGAAUGCAGCACUUGUCAACUACACCAGACUUUCUGCAGAAGCCAAAAUUGAAGAUGACUUCAGUGGGGAACUAGCAGUGAGCCCAAGCAAGAAACUGGAGGAUCUUAUCCACUUGGCUGAGCUGUGUGUGGAUCUCUUGCAACACAAUGAUGAAUACUAUGCUGAGGCCUUUGCAUGGUUCAGUGAGCUCUUGGUGGAGCAUUCCGAGAUAUUCUGGUCCCUUUUUGCUGUGGAUAUGGACCAGGUCCUUGCUGAACAACUUCCUGACACAUGGGAUUCUUUCCCACUCUUCCAGAUCCUCAAUGACUACCUACGCAGCGAUGAGAAUCUGAGAAAGGGGAAGUUCCACUCACACCUGCGAGAGACAUUUGCCCCACAAGUGGUGCGAUAUGUGGACUUGAUGGAGUCAUCCAUAGCCCAGUCCCUCCACAAAGGAUUUGAGAAAGAACGCUGGGAGCCCAAAGGGAAUGGCUGUGCAACAUCAGAAGAUCUUCUAUGGAAACUUGAUGCCUUGCAGUCAUUCAUCAAGGAUCUCCAUUGGCCUGAUGAAGACUUUGCUCGUCACCUUGACCAGAGACUAAAGGCUCUGGCGGCUGAUAUGAUUGAAUCCUGCAUUCAGAGAACGGAGAAUGCAUUUCAGCUGUGGCUCAAGAAGGGGGUCACAUUUUCCUCCACCGAUUACAUUCUUCCGACAGAAAUCUGCGUAAUGAUUAAUGUUGUCCUGGAUGCCAAGAACCAGUCCUUCAAACUCUGUGCUUUGGAGGGAGUGAGUCUUGCAUUCCCACAAAAAUAUCAUCCUCCUAGUCCAUCUUGUUACAAUUAUCACAUGAAGGUGGAUGAGGUGAUUGAGCAGGUGAUGAGCAUGAUGACCCAGCAAGUGGUGGCCAAGUUGGUGUCUAUCCUUGAGAAUACACUUGCCAAACUAGGACGCUAUGAUGGUGGCUCUCUCAUUGGAUCCAUCUUGAGCUUUACUUAUCGGCAGAAUGUGUCUGGAUCUGGAAGGGAGUUGGGUCAGGCAUACAUAAACUUCGCUCGAACCACUGUGGAUCAGAUCAGGACAAAAAUUACAGAUGAACUCUGGAUUCUGAAUUUCUUUGAAGAAUGUUCCUUCUGGGUGUUUUGGUGCAUUUUCACAAAAUUCAUUGUCUCUUUUUAUCAGCAAUGGUACACUGGUCAAGUUGAGCUGCUGAGCGCAUGGCUGUCUGAGAGACUCGGCACUGCCUUGCAUCCAUAUCAAUGCACCUGUCUUGCCCAUAUCGUCAAGAAGCUGUAUUCAGAUUUUGAGCUGCAAGGCCUCAUGGAAGACAAGUUGAAUUCCCAGACAUACCAAGCGAUUGCCCAGCGGAUGCACACAGAGGAGGCAGCUUGUGCCCUCAUGGAAGGCUCACGUCGGGAUGAUGACCCUGACUUGGCCGAAGGAGGAGGAGAGGAUGAGACCCCUAAGCGAAAGCCAACUGCCACAGCUUCCAUUAAAGAGGCAUUCAGCGACCCACAAGGAAACUAUGUGGCCAAGAUCUCCAAUGUGACGUCUAAUGUCGCUUCCAAUGUGGCCGGACGACUGGGAAAUAUGGUUGGAAAACGACUGGGAGGUCUUUCAACCAAACUUGGCACCAAUCCCACUAACUGGUUUUAAAAAAAUUUAAUCAUCUCAGUCUAUGGUAUAUCUUCUUGGUACUCUGCCUCAAUCAUCAAACUCUCUGUACAACACUUGGCAAUAUAAUCACUUCCUUAUCCUCUAUCUUUCAUCUCUAUCUCAAUCUCUAUCUGUCUACGUCUCUCUGUCUGUAUCUCUGCCUCUCACUCUAUCUGUGCAGAAGAGAAACGCUCCAGACUUCUGAGCCAUGCCUGUACAUAAAAAGAGUAAGUAUUGACACAACAUUGUGCAUACACAUAGCAAUGUACAUUAUAUAGCCUUUUGAGCAGUUCAUUGCCGUGUUUUCAAUUUUUAAAAUU
Molecule: messenger RNA, 4557 nt
Organism: Darwinula stevensoni
Lineage: Eukaryota; Metazoa; Arthropoda; Ostracoda; Podocopida; Darwinulidae
Source: the annotation of a GenBank genome assembly